Molecule: messenger RNA, 1149 nt
Organism: Aspergillus clavatus NRRL 1
Lineage: Eukaryota; Fungi; Ascomycota; Eurotiomycetes; Eurotiales; Aspergillaceae
Product: PAF acetylhydrolase family protein
Exons: 2
Coding region: 1-1149 (382 amino acids)
Molecular function (GO): 1-alkyl-2-acetylglycerophosphocholine esterase activity
Source: RefSeq, a predicted model, not a curated record
AUGUUCAACCUCUCUGGCAAGCACCUGCUGCUCGCUACUCUCUUUACCCAGCUUCUCCCAAGCAUCAGCGCGGUGCCCUUCCCCGCUACAAUUGGCCCGUACAACACCAGCGUUGUAACAGCGCAGCUCAUCGACCAUCAUCGUUUGGAUCCCUACGCCCCAACGCCACAGCCACGUACUCUGAUGAUCUCUCUCUUUCAUCCCGUCCCUCCACCAGCAUGUUGCCCCUCCCUGACGCCCUACAUGGAUCCCAUCAGCGCAACCUUCGAGGAUGAACGGUACGCACAGGCUGGUAUACCAGCCGGCGCCUUCAGCUCCCUUGCCCUUCAAAACUGCAAGCCUUGCCCUAGUCGCCGGGUCAAAAGGUCAAAUUAUCCGCUCAUUCUCUUCUCCUCUGGCCUGGGGAAUAUUCGGCUCUUGUACAGCGCUAUGGCACAGCAACUGUCCAGCACUGGCUACAUCGUUGUAACCGUCGACCAUCCCUACGAUGCAGAUAUCGUAACAUUCCCCAACAAUUCCACAAUCCUCGCCGCAAACAUUACAACCAAUACCCAAAUCAUAGAUGACCUGAACAUCCGCGUGAAAGACAUGUCAUUCGUCCUUGACCAGCUCCACCGUCCAUCUGUCAUCUCAAGGCUCAUCCCAGACCGAACUUGCGGGUUGGAUACCUCUAAAGUGGGAAUCUAUGGCCACUCCCUUGGCGGCGCCACCGCAGCUGAGGCUAUGCUUUCUGACCCCCGUCUCAUGGGAGGUGUCAACCUGGACGGUACAUUUUUCGGCUCUGUUAUCGACCGGGGAUUGGAUAAGCCCUUCAUGAUAAUGGCGCACGAAGGGAAGAAUUUGACAACUGAUCCGAGUUGGGGUGCACUGUGGCCGAAGCUGAAGGGUUUCAGGAGAGGAUUUAUGCUUGGUGGGAGCACGCAUGGUACGUUUACGGAUUUGGCGGUGGCCGCUGAUUUGAUUGGUCUGAGAGCGGAAUUUCCGGCACAGACGGCUGCACUAUUGGGGAGUAUUGAUGGAAGAAGAGCCCUUCAGGUUAUUGCUACUUAUACUAGCAGAUUCUUUGACGUUGUUUUGAAGGGGAAGAAAAGUGAGUUGUUAGAUAGGUCCAGUAUGGAGUUUCCUGAGGUGACUGUUGGAGAAAAUUAA